ACACAUUCUCUCUAUACAAACUCUCACUAUUUUCCAGAUUUUAAUAAAACCGCAAUCUUCUUUCUUCGCACGCCUCCGUUUUCUCACUCUAAUUUAUCACUUCUCUUUCUCUCUCUACAACUUUUCCGAAAACCCUAAGUUCCGAUUCAUCCUCCAUGAGCAUCCAGACCAUGGAUAUUGAGGAGGAGAUUCGGUCUUUACAACUUGACCCUGCAGCAGAUGAUAAUGGGGUUAUUAAUCCUGAAGAACCAAAGACAGAAGAAGUUGAGGAAAGUGAUAGAAUGGAGGAAGACACAAAGGAAGAGGUCCAAACACACUCCACUGAGCCAGUCCAAGUUGAUCAGAAAGUUCCAAUGAAAGAGAAAGAAGUUCCACCCCCAGAAGAUGAAGAUGAGAUGGAACUAAAUAAGAAGAGACAUUUGAAUGUGGUCUUUAUUGGUCACGUGGAUGCUGGUAAGUCCACAACUGGAGGCCAGAUACUUUUCCUUAGUGGUCAGGUUGAUGAUCGUACAAUUCAGAAGUAUGAAAAAGAAGCCAAGGAUAAAAGCAGGGAAAGCUGGUACAUGGCCUAUAUUAUGGACACCAAUGAAGAGGAGAGGGUUAAGGGGAAAACAGUUGAAGUUGGACGAGCACACUUCGAAACAGAGACAACAAGAUUUACUAUUUUGGAUGCACCCGGCCACAAGAGUUAUGUGCCAAAUAUGAUCAGUGGUGCAUCUCAAGCUGAUAUUGGAGUGCUUGUUAUCUCUGCUCGAAAAGGAGAAUUCGAAACGGGUUAUGAGAGAGGUGGACAGACUCGUGAACAUGUCCAACUUGCAAAAACUUUGGGUGUAUCCAAGCUACUGAUCGUAGUUAAUAAAAUGGAUGAUCCGACUGUGAACUGGUCAAAAGAAAGGUACGAUGAAAUUGAGACAAAGAUGGUACCAUUUUUGAAAUCGUCUGGCUACAAUGUGAAGAAAGAUGUCCUAUUUCUACCUAUUUCUGGUUUGCAUGGCUCAAACAUGAAAACUAGAAUAGAUAAGAGUGUGUGUCCGUGGUGGGAUGGUCCUUGUCUCUUUGAGGCCCUCGAUGCCAUAGAAGUUCCUCCGCGAGAUCCUAAAGGCCCUUUCAGGAUGCCCAUUAUGGACAAAUUUAAAGACAUGGGGACUGUUGUUAUGGGAAAAAUAGAAUCUGGCAGUGUGCGCGAAGGUGAUUCUUUAUUGGUCAUGCCAAAUAAGGCUCAAGUUAAAGUGCUUGCCAUAUAUUGUGAUGAAGAUAAGACCAAGCGUGCAGGACCUGGUGAAAAUGUUAGGAUCAGGUUAUCAGGGAUCGAGGAUGAGGACAUAUUGUCAGGAUUUAUUUUAUCAAGUGUUGCAAAUCCAAUAGCAGCAACAACUGAGUUUGUUGCGCGGUUGCAGAUCCUCGAGUUACUGGAAAAUGCAAUCUUCACGGCUGGCUAUAAAGCUGUUCUUCACAUCCAUUCUGUUGUUGAAGAGUGUGAAAUUGUAGAGCUGCUACAGCAAAUUGAUCCGAAGACCAAGAAACCAAUGAAGAAGAAAGUGCUCUUUGUGAAGAAUGGUGCUGUUGUUCUCUGCCGAGUCCAGGUGAGCAACUUGAUAUGCAUUGAGAAAUUCGGAGACUUUCCACAACUUGGGAGGUUCACGCUCCGGACUGAAGGGAAAACAGUUGCUGUGGGUAUAGUCAUGAAUCUUUCUUCAUCGAGCGCUUAAAAACAAUUUUGACAUAAGGCAGGAGUUACAGCAGGGCCAAUCGAGUCGUAGCUUGGAGGGGUUUAAACGUGUGUAGCAGACGAUCCGACGACUCAUUGAGAACGUAUUGAUACUAUAUUUUGCAUGCUUGUAGAAGGGUGCAAUUAUUUACUGUUGCCAGUGCUCGCUCUUGGGCACCAUUGCUUUUGUUUACACUCGAUGGGCUGUAGGGUUUGACCUGGUUGGCCCUUAAUUUUAUUGAAACAAUAGUGAUGCUCACUUUUAUUUUUUGUGCUUAAAGUUUGUGCUGAGAGAGAAAAGUAAGCGUAAUUUUGAAGCAUA
Molecule: messenger RNA, 2030 nt
Organism: Humulus lupulus (European hop)
Lineage: Eukaryota; Viridiplantae; Streptophyta; Magnoliopsida; Rosales; Cannabaceae
Exons: 19
Coding region: 156-1709 (517 amino acids)
Biological process (GO): translation
Cellular component (GO): translation release factor complex
Molecular function (GO): GTP binding; GTPase activity; translation release factor activity
Source: RefSeq, a predicted model, not a curated record